Messenger RNA from Zootoca vivipara (common lizard), 4575 nucleotides. It is a transcript of the gene VIPR2, whose product is annotated as vasoactive intestinal peptide receptor 2. The record is from RefSeq and is a predicted model, not a curated record. NCBI's taxonomy places the organism in Eukaryota, Metazoa, Chordata, Lepidosauria, Squamata, Lacertidae. Gene Ontology annotation, cellular component: plasma membrane. Gene Ontology annotation, biological process: cell surface receptor signaling pathway; adenylate cyclase-modulating G protein-coupled receptor signaling pathway. Gene Ontology annotation, molecular function: peptide hormone binding; vasoactive intestinal polypeptide receptor activity; G protein-coupled peptide receptor activity.
GAGGCGACGGAGGCAGGAGCCGCAGUCCGGGCGACGAGGAACCGAGGACUCGUGCUGCGAGCUGGAGGCGCGGCGGGAGCGGCCCACGUGCGCGCCCGCGAAGCGACUGCUCGGCGACCUUAUGUUUCUGCUGGGGGGUCUCUGCAGCUUCGGAAGCCCGCGGAGCCCGCCGCGACCCCCGGCCCCGGAGAGCUGAUCCUGCCCCUCCGGCACUUGGCUGGGAUGAACUUGCCGGCCCUUCUCUUCUCGAUCGGUUGGUGGACUUUGGGGCUGGUAAAUGGGAUUCACCCAGAAUGCAGAUUGCAGCUGGAGCUUCAUAAAGAGGAAAUAAGGUGCAUGGAGCUUUUAAAAGAUGCCAAAACCGUGGGUUUUAAAGGGUGUCUUGGGAUCUGGGACAACAUUACCUGCUGGCACCCUGCGGAAAUUGGGGAAACCGUGACAGUACCGUGUCCAAAAAUCUUCAGCAUUUUUUUCAGCAAACCAGGAAAUAUCAGCAAAAACUGUACAAGUAACGGUUGGACAGAUAUAUUUCCAGAUUUCUUCUUUGCUUGUGGUUAUAAAGAAGUUGACGAAGACAGCAUGAUUUUCUAUGUUUUGGUGAAAGCGAUUUACACCCUUGGACACAGUGCAUCUCUCAUUGCCCUGACUACAGGAAGUAUAAUUCUUUGCCUUUUUAGGAAACUUCACUGCACUAGGAACUAUAUACAUUUGAAUUUGUUCCUGUCCUUCAUUCUAAAAGCAAUCUCUGUCUUGGUCAAAGAUGAUAUCCUCUAUUCUGGUACCAACACAGUUCACUGCUCAGAGGAUCAACCAUCCUGGGUCGGCUGCAAGGCUAGCUUGGUAUUUUUCCAGUACUGUGUAAUGGCCAACUUUUAUUGGCUCUUAGUUGAAGGACUUUACCUCCACAUCCUCAUGGUCAUAUUCUCUCCUAACAGACACUUCGCCUUAUAUCUCCUUAUUGGAUGGGGAAUCCCCACAGUGUUCAUCAUUGCAUGGAUUGUGUCUAGAGUCUAUUUGGAGGACACUGGUUGCUGGGAUACGAAUGAUCACAGCGUUCCUUGGUGGGUUAUAAGAUUACCCAUCCUAAUUUCAAUUUUAGUGAAUUUUAUACUUUUCAUCAGCAUUAUAAGAAUUCUACUGCAAAAGCUGAGAUCGCCAGAUGUUGGAGGCAAUGACCAGUCCCAGUAUAAGAGACUUGCAAAAUCGACAUUGCUGCUCAUACCACUGUUUGGAGUUCACUACAUGCUAUUUGCUGUCUUUCCAAUUCGUAUUUCUAAUAACUAUCAGAUCAUUUUCGAGUUAUGUCUGGGAUCUUUUCAGGGCCUGGUUGUUGCAGUCCUAUAUUGCUUUCUGAACAGUGAAGUACAAGGCGAACUGAAAAGAAGAUGGCGGAGUUGGUGUUUGAACCAAAGAAUGGGCCGAGAUUACAGACUUCACAGCUCUUCUAUUUCUCGGAACGGCUCAGAAAGCAUCUCCCAGUUGCAUCGUAAUUCAGCGACUCAGUUUUCUCUCCAAACGGAAACCACAGUGAUAUAAGCCACGUGGGUGCCUGCAAAAGACUAAAGACCAUAGGGCAUAUCGCUGACAUUGUACAGCUCAGUCAGCGUGAUAACAUUUUAUAGUGUCUGUAGAGUUUUUACCCUGUUUUUGUCUACAUGUCAAAAUGUGGGAAUGGCCCAGUGCAGGUCCAUGGUAUCCUUUGAGUUUAGCCUUAGAACUUGUUUUCAGCUGUAGGAUUUGUGUCCUUGGACCAUAGGAAGUGGUGUGUUUUGAUGCAUUUUUAUUAGUUAUCACCCUGACCCCUGCCAAUUCCAGGCUGAAAAUAAUUGGGAUUUACUGGAUUAAGAAAAAGAAAAGUUGUGCUCCCUCAGACCAAUGUCCCUCUAGCUUAGCAUUCUUUCCCCCAACAGCGUUCAGCCAGAUAUCUCCAAAAUGACAUGAAGGCAAGACAUGAAGGCAAGAGUCUGCUACCAUGGUUGCCCUCUAAAACUUGAAAAUUUUGGAGAUGCACUUCCCCUAAACUGGGAUGCCAUAUAUAGACAUCAUGAACUGCAGCCAUUGAUAGCCUAAAAUUUCACAAAUGUAUCUAAUCCUCUUUAAGGUCAUUUAAGACGCUGGCCAUUGCCACACUUGAUAAUGAGUUUCAUAGAUAAAUUAGGUGAGGUCUGAAGAACUUCCUUUUGUCUGUGCUGAAGCUCCUGCCAGUUACUUUCAAUUCAUCACCCUGGCCUCUGAAUCAUUCUCCCAGAUGCCCACUAAACAUAUUGGUUGCUUGUCCACAUUCUUUCAGCAAACACUCCCCCAUUUACAUGAUGCCAAACAUCGCCAGACUUAGGACCAGCUCUGUUACAUAGAUUGUGAUACCAACCCACAUUGGCAGGCUAGACCUCAGCCUGGGUCCAUAGUUUCAGAAGAAAAUGUUACUAGGCUUUGGUUCAAGGAUGGGGAACCUUUGGCUCAUGGACCUAAUGGGGCCCCCCAGACCAACUCAUUUGGCUCACUAGUCCCUUUUCGCCAAGCCACAUCGGGUAAAGACAUGGGGGCUUGUAGACACCACCCUAGAACUGAUGAGCAGCUGCUGCAAAAUAUAGCCCAGAAGGUAAUCUUCAAAGUCUAAUGGCACUUUUAAAUCUGGUGAACUCUAAGAAGCCUAAGUGGGUGGAGGCUUGGGUAAGAUGUCAUACACAGACCUUUGCCAUGACUAGCAGAAGAAAAGAAUUAAGAUUUUUGUAGGACGCACACACACAAACUGCAGAAUUCAGCUUGCAUUAAUUUUGAUUAAUAGAGCAUCCUUGCUUUUAUCACACACUGGCAUAUUUUCCCUCUGUUACCUACAGUUUGGCUGUGCCCUGAGUAUUGAUUGUUAUCUUUUGCACUUUGAUUUGCACUUUUAAUUUGCAAAUGGUUUUGCCAUCAUUAUUGCAUAUGCUCUCUCAACAAACCAGUGAUGUCGGUUACUAUUAUUACCAUUAUACAAAUGGGAACUGUGGUUGGGAGCCAAUGAUUUGGCUCAAGGUUGUGCAAUGAGUCUUGAGACAGAGAUUGGAACUUGACAAAGGGGAAACGGUGAACCACACUGAGACAGAAGAAAUACUGUAUAGAGGUACGUGAUAAACCUUAUAAACCAUGGGCAAGGAACCUUACUAGUUGAAGGAACACAUUCCCCUCUAGGCAACCUAGAGCUAGAAGUGGGUAGAGCCUGUUUCUUCACACGUAGCCUCUGUCCUCAAUGUGGCUAUUUUUUUUAGCUGGGCUAUAAAACUCUUUGCCAUCUUGGGAAUUAGCUACUCUAUUGACUAAGAAGGCUCAAAAGGAUGCUGCAAUUUACAAAGAGGUAUAUCCAAUUCACUUUCAAAGCAGCCUUUGCCAACCUGGAACCCUCCAACUGUUUUUGGAGUACAACUCCCAUCGGCGCAAGCUGGCUGGGGCUGAUGGGAGUUGUAGUCCAAAAACAUCUGGAGGGUUCCAGGUUGGCAAAGAGUGGUGGAUUCAAAUGCUUCCCCUCUUCAGACCUCCAAUUCCCCCAUACAGUGCCCUUAAUCAUGGGAGGAGCCUCUGACCUCUUGUUGGGAAAGUUAUUGGACUUGUUUCUUCAUCCUCCUUGGAAUGAAUGAGUGAAUGAAUGGAUUUGCAUUUGGAAUGGUAGUACACGGGAUGAAUGGCUGUCUUUUGAACACAGGGAUGGGGAACCUGUGGCCCUCCAGAUGUUGCAGCACAGCUGCCAUCAUCCUGACCACUGCCUUUGCUCUUAGGAGCUGGAGUCCAGCUAGAGCACCAUGGUUUCCCCAUUCCUGUGACAACGUUUCUCAUUAAAUUGUCCAAAUACUCAUUUUGUGACUUGCGUGUUUUCACAUAUGCCGUUUCUGAUACUAAUUUAUUGUAUGCAUUUUUAUGUUACGCCGUCAUAUAUGUAUUAUAUUUUGCCUGUUGUUAAGGCUUCCCUUUUUGUCAGCUUGCUAUUCAAAUCUUCAGUUUCAGCAGACAGAAAAUGAUGGCUUGAUGUAGUGCUCUAGAGCAGUGUUUCCCAACCUUGUGCCUCCAGCUGUUUUCGGACUACAAUUCCCAUCAUUCCUGACCACUGGUCUUGCUAGCUAGGGAUGAUGGGAGUUGUAGUCCCAAAACAUCUGGAGGCACAAGGUUGGGAAACACUGCUCUAGAGUGUUCACAGCACUUCACCUGAAUUAUUUCAUUAAUCUUUGCAACAACCCUGGGCUCUGGGUCAGUAUUGGCAUUCCCAUACUGCAGAUGGGAGACUGGGGCUAAGAGAUGCCACUAAGGGUGUCCAUUGAUUCACAGCUCAGUUUCUUAACAGUGCAAUCCUGAACAUGUUUACUUGGGUGUAAGCCCCACUGACUCUGCAUAAAGAGCAGCCUUAGACACUACGCCAGCUCUGGUUGUGCAGAGUGACUUUGUUUUAAUGCUUGCUGUGACCCGAACUCCCAAACAACUUGGAAUAAAAAACAUGGUUUCCAGAUCAAAUUAGUGUGGGUAGCACAAGUCUUUUUGUGUAGUCAAAACUCACCGUGCUUUUGUGACUUCUUUCAUGCAACAACUCUUUUAGCAUACUUUGAAUAU